GUGACGAAUAGACUCUGCUGCCAUCGGUCAAGCUGGAGGACGUCCCAACGGUUGGCUGGCUUGGGCUCGGACUCGGGCUCGGGCUCUGACUCGGGCUCUGACUCGGGCUCGAACUCGGACUCGGGUCGUCCAUGUUUGCGGUUCCGCUUAGCCUGUGCGCACUCUUCGCUCUCACUCGCCCUACGCCUCGCGUUGUCUGUGCCUGCAGACGGGCUGGCUUUGUCUCCAUCUCCGAAUGUCUGGCGUCAAAGCAAUGCACACACAAGACUGCCUUCAGAGACAAACCUUCCUGGCCUAGUGAACAUAAUCCAUCUGCUCGUCAUGGACAAAAAGGGAACAGACGAUUACCGUCUUCAAGGCCGGAUCAGCACUUCAUUUAAACACACUAGUUUAUGUUCAAACACAUUUGAGGCCCACCAAAGUGGCCGAUUAGGAGAGCCGAAUAAAUCAGUGGACGACUGGUGGAAAGUUUACCAGAAAGUGGGAAAAAUAGGGCUAGAGGCAGACAGCAGACAGCAGACAGGUGGAGGACUAGACGAAGAGGGAUGAUUGGUAGCGGAACCUGGAGAGUCUUUUGAGGCCUUGGACAGAAGGACCGAAGACCAGUCCUCAAGACUGCCGGUGUUACCAAGGCAGGAGGCCAGCUUUCGGGUAAUUCAGAUUUGUCUUUUGGGGUCUGUUCUCACGUUGAAGUCGUGA
This is a messenger RNA of Protopolystoma xenopodis, 699 nucleotides long. The record is from the annotation of a GenBank genome assembly. NCBI's taxonomy places the organism in Eukaryota, Metazoa, Platyhelminthes, Monogenea, Polystomatidea, Polystomatidae.